Messenger RNA from Didymodactylos carnosus, 450 nucleotides. The record is from the annotation of a GenBank genome assembly. Lineage: Eukaryota; Metazoa; Rotifera; Eurotatoria; Philodinida; Philodinidae.
AUGGCUUCAUUAAACAUCGACUAUAUUGAAAGACGAGGAUUAAUAGCAUGGAAUGAUUCCAUUAAUAAUCUCGAAUAUACAUUGACACAAUUAACAAGAAUAUUUCAAGAAACAUUAACAAAUAAUAAAUUACAAGUAGUUGGAGCCCGUUAUGCUUCGAUCAGGCUUUACUUGUCAGACAAUACUGUAUUAACUGUUGACAACAUCGAUGACGUUAGUACUGUUGAUCAAUACUUUUUAGAAAGUGACUACCCAUUUUGGAUAUUUGAUAAUACAGUUGUUUUAUGUAUUAGAUAUGUCAAAGAUAUUCAAGGAAAAGCAGCCGUUACACUCUCAGCACUAACAGUUCUAUUAUAUAAGCGAAACGAUUUAUCAUUGGAUGAAGCGAAGAUCAUUGUACGAGAAAAAGACUUUAGUAAUAAAACUAGAACAAACGCAAAAACAAUCUGA